Messenger RNA from Cuculus canorus (common cuckoo), 3985 nucleotides. It is a transcript of the gene VANGL2, whose product is annotated as VANGL planar cell polarity protein 2. Lineage: Eukaryota; Metazoa; Chordata; Aves; Cuculiformes; Cuculidae. The record is from RefSeq and is a predicted model, not a curated record. Bases 633 to 2198 code for a protein of 521 amino acids. Gene Ontology annotation, biological process: multicellular organism development; establishment of planar polarity; Wnt signaling pathway, planar cell polarity pathway. Gene Ontology annotation, cellular component: plasma membrane. The transcript is spliced from 9 exons.
CAAGGGUGGGCACCUAUGGGGUGUCCCCCCCGGUGUCACCCCGAUGCCAGGCUGCUUGGUGGACGGGAAGGUGCAAAGAGCCGAUGCUCCUGCUGGAUUUGCACGACGAGCGAGGCAGGAUUCUACCAGCACCCUCACCUGCUUCUAGGAGAGACCUGGCCGGAUUCUGAUCCGGUUUAUCUUGGUCCCAUCCUGGCUCAGCGCCCUGAACCGAGAGGGAGUUCCCUCCGCUCGACACCGGCUGCGAGCUCAGACAUCGGGCUCCACCGCGGACCCCCGGCGUGGCCGCCCAUCCCGUGAGAGCCCCCGAUGCGCAGCCCCCUCCGGCGCCUGCCAGCUGGAUGCCGUCGCCGCCGGAGGCUCAGGAUGCUCCAAGUGCCUCGGUGACCGCUGGGACGGGGAUCAACACCCGCUUGCAGCCGCCUCGCCCCACCGGCGGGCGAGCCGUUUUCUCCUGAGACGAGCCCACCCAGGUGAUCAAAAUAGAGUCCCUCAAGGUGACGGUCGACUUCUUGAAGGUGCCCCUGGGCCUGAAGAAGCCCCCUUUGAAGGAGGCCCUGGCCGCCAUCCCGGGGCCGGGGAGACCCAAGCCCUUCGGUCUGGAGCGGCACAAGUCCCGGCGCUCCGACACCAUGGACAAUGAGUCGCAAUACUCGGGAUAUUCCUACAAAUCCGGGCAUUCCCGCAGCUCCCGCAAGCACCGGGACCGACGGGACCGGCAUCGCUCCAAAAGCCGGGAUGGGAGCCGUGGGGACAAGUCGGUGACCAUCCAAGCGCCGGGAGAACCCUUGUUGGACAACGAGUCGACGCGGGGGGAUGAGAGGGAUGACAACUGGGGUGAGACCACCACGGUGGUGACAGGGACGUCGGAACACAGCAUCUCGCACGAUGACAUCACCCGCAUCACCAAGGACAUGGAGGACAGCGCCCACCUGGACUGCUCCCGGCACCUGGGCGUCAUGCUGGCCGGGGCGCUGGCACUGCUCGCCUUCCUCACCCCCAUCGCCUUCAUGCUCCUGCCCCAACUGCUGUGGCGGGAAGAGCUGGAGCCUUGCGGGACGCCCUGCGAGGGGCUUUUCAUCUCCGUGGCCUUCAAACUCCUCAUCCUGCUGCUGGGCAGCUGGGCUCUCUUCUUCCGUCGCCCCAAAGCCUUCUUCCCUCGUGUCUUCGUCUUCCGAGCGUUGCUCAUGGUGCUCGUCUUCCUCCUCGUCGUCUCCUACUGGCUUUUCUACGGCGUGCGGAUCCUGGAUUCACGGGACCGCAACUACCAGGGGGUGGUCCAGUAUGCUGUCUCGUUGGUGGACGCCCUGCUCUUCGUGCACUACUUGGCCGUGGUGCUGCUGGAGCUGCGUCAGCUCCAGCCCCAGUUCACCCUCAAGGCUGUCCGCUCUGCUGAUGGGGCCAGCCGCUUCUACAACGUUGGCCACCUCAGCAUCCAGCGAGCGGCCGUGUGGAUCCUGGAGAACUAUUACCACGAUUUCCCGGUGUACAACCCUGCCCUCCUCAACCUGCCAAAAUCCGUCCUGUCCAAGAAAAUGUCCGGGUUUAAGGUCUAUUCCCUCGGCGAGGAAAACACAACCAACAAUUCCACCGGGCAGUCGCGGGCUGUCAUCGCGGCGGCGGCGCGGCGGCGAGACAACAGCCACAACGAGUACUACUACGAGGAGGCGGAACACGAACGCAGGGUGCGGAAACGCCGGGCCAGGCUGGUGGUGGCGGUGGAAGAAGCCUUCACCCACAUCAAGCGGCUGCAGGAGGAGGACCAGAAGAACCCACGGGAGAUCAUGGACCCGCGGGAAGCGGCUCAGGCCAUCUUCGCCUCCAUGGCCCGGGCCAUGCAGAAGUACCUCCGCACCACCAAGCAGCAGCCCUACCACACCAUGGAGAGCAUCCUGCAGCACCUCGAGUUCUGCAUCACCCAUGACAUGACGCCCAAGGCGUUCCUUGAGCGGUACCUGACGGCCGGACCCACCAUCCAGUACCACAAGGACCGCUGGCUGGCCAAGCAGUGGACGCUGGUCAGCGAGGAGCCGGUGACCAACGGCCUGAAAGAUGGGGUGGUCUUCGUGCUGAAGCGCCAGGACUUCAGCCUGGUGGUGAGCACCAAGAAGAUCCCUUUCUUCAAGCUUUCGGAGGAGUUCGUGGACCCGAAGUCGCACAAGUUCGUCAUGAGGCUGCAGUCGGAGACCUCCGUGUGAGCUGAAGAGGGAUGGAGAGGGGUUGGAGGAGAGACCCUCUCCGGACCCUCCAUCUCGUCCUCCCCGUCUCCACUGGGGCUCAGGGAGGCCACGGCUUGAGGGCAGAACUGCGAUGGGUGCCGGGAAGCAGCACCCAUUGCCGAGCUCCAUCGCCUACCUGUGACCACUCGCCCUCCGCCUUGGCUUGGCCCCCGUUGGGGUGGGCUGAGCUCCUUCCUCCUCCUCUUCCUUCUCCUCCUCCCUGAAACCCAGGUCCGUGUAGCAUCUUCCCAGAAGGCUCAGCCGGUGGAGGACAGCGGCACGGCCAGGAAGGAGACGGCGCUUUGGUGCCAUAACUCAAGGGCUUAACUCAACGUGUUCUUCACCAGCGUCUUCAAGCAACAUCAGGUCCCAAGGACCUUCUGCGAUUGCCUGUUUUCUACCUGGCCACCGUCCUGGCUCUGGCCUUAAACCACCGUCCGCCCUCCGGGGCUGGUUUUUAAUCCUAGACUUUUUUUAGCGGGGGAGUAUUUUGCAAACACCUCCAUAAUCCGUGGCUGCUAUGGAAACGUCUCCCAGCAUCCGAGACACCGGAACGGUGAUGCUUCUGCUUGUAGGAAUGUCCUCCUUGCCUCUCCGCUGAUGGUUUCUGUGCUCAGCGUUGAACAACAGGGAAAAAUCUGUUUUGAAAGAGAAGCAGAAGGGGUUUUGAAGUGGUUUCGCUGCUCCCGAGGUGGCCCGCGGCCCCGGUCCCAGCGGCAUCUCCGUGGCCUUCCCCGUGCUGGAUGGAGCUGUGACUGGGGUUGCAGGCAGAGCAGCGUAAAACGGCUCUCGGGGUCCAAUCCUGGACCUGGAGCCAACGGGCGGGAAUGAAACGAGGGGUUCCUGGUGAGGGCGAUGAGGGCUCGUGGCUCAAUGACGUCCUUAAUUACUGUCCCGUGGUGGCCGGUGGCCCGUGGUGGUCCUCCAGCAGGUGCUGCCUCGCCGUCAGGGACACAAAACCUUUUGCCUUCCCUUGGGUUUUGUUACGGUCACAAAUACCUCAUGGAUUUAUUUGAAUGAUCUCCUUUUUUCCCCCCCUCUGAAUCCCCUUCUCCGGCCACGCCGCGCCGGGUCGAGGACCUCGGAGGGUCCCACCUGGCUGAGGUGGGGUUGGUUUGGUCGCAGGAGCUGCCAAAUUCCAUCCCGGCGAGGUGGCCGGUUGGCUUUGGCUUUGGUUUAUUUUCUCCUAAGCACUAAAGGGCUUCAAGUUCAGGGUGGGCAAUGAUGCUGCUGGCCACGUGGGCCAUCCCAGUAUAUCCCAGUAGCACCAGUACAAUGCUGGAGGGCUCUGUCCCACACAGGCACCGCGCUGCUCAGGGCUGGAAUUCCCAGUUCCCACGUUUCACCCCCGACUCCACCAAACUGGAGCCCAGUUUGGGGUGUUAUACUGCAAAAAAAAGACUUUAGAGAGCGUGAGUGGUUGCCUUGGCGAGGGAGGGGAGAUUUUUCCACUUGGAAUUUAAGAAUAAACCCUUUUUCAUUCCUUUUUUGGGGGGGUUUUGUUGUCAGUUGGGUUCUUUUUCCGCAGAGCCGAGCCCUUGUGCAUGCGUGUAGAAAAAUUGUAAAGUGUAAAAUUGUUUUUUAAUAUAUAAAAAAAAAAGCUUUGGGGGGGUUUUUGUUUGGUUUUUCCCGUUUGCAGUGGAUCGAAGCAGUACGGCGGCGGUAGGAAGUUUGGUUCGGUUGGGCUUCUGUUUUUCAUAGAGGGACUCAAAUUGUACAAAUUUUUUUUUUUAUAUAUAUAAAAUAAACCCAUUUUGACUUUUUUU